Molecule: messenger RNA, 731 nt
Organism: Cajanus cajan (pigeon pea)
Lineage: Eukaryota; Viridiplantae; Streptophyta; Magnoliopsida; Fabales; Fabaceae
Source: RefSeq, a predicted model, not a curated record
UAAAAUUCCCUAAUUGUGAAUAAAAGAAAAUAAGCAAUAAAGAAGACAAUGGCAAGCUUCACCUUAGUCACAUCCCUCCCAAAGUUUGGCCAUGUUGGUGCAGCAAUUGCUAGGGCUCGUGCUUGGAAUCCUAGGGUCUUUGCAGCUGCUACCCCUAGACCUAUCCAAGUACCCCCACAUCCUGAUGGUUCAGCAACCGUUGAAGGCACCAAACAAGGAGCUAGUGAAACAGUCAAUAAUAGUUUGAACGAAUCAAUACAAGACAAGGCUUAUAGCACAGCAGAACAUGUGACUAACAAGACAAAGGACGUGGCAAGUCAGGCGUCAGCGGGGGCACAAAACCUAACUGAAAAAGCAAAGCAGACGAUGCAAGGUGCAUGGGAUUCCACCAAGAGCACAGCCAACAGUGCUGCAGACACUGUGGUGGGAAAGACUAAAGAGUCAGCUGAAUAUGUCAAAGACAAUGCAGAGAAAGUGAAGAAGAACAUGAACACAAAGAACUGAUUUAAGCACCACUUCAUCAUUUUUGUCACUACAAUCAUCUUUCUUGUUUACGUACCUUUGGCCAUUGUUUUUUUCUCAGUUUUUUCUUUUUUAAUUUUCUUAAUUUCAUUUCGGUAUUCAUGGCAUCAAAUUAAAUGUGGAGAAGACAUGCCUCUUCCCAUGUGCCAUUCAUUUGAAACAAAAAAAAUCGUUUCAACUAUCAAUAAAUAGUUAACUGUUUCUUUCUA